Selaginella moellendorffii is the source of this 1310-nucleotide messenger RNA. RefSeq lists its product as uncharacterized. The record is from RefSeq and is a predicted model, not a curated record. The coding region runs from base 5 to 1189 and encodes 394 amino acids. Gene Ontology annotation, molecular function: phosphoprotein phosphatase activity. The transcript is spliced from 5 exons. NCBI's taxonomy places the organism in Eukaryota, Viridiplantae, Streptophyta, Lycopodiopsida, Selaginellales, Selaginellaceae.
GGCAAUGGAUCGAGAAGGCGAUGGCGAUGGCGGCAGCGCCAGCGCUAACGGCGCGGGGAAGAAGAAGCUGCUGAUUCUCGACGUCAAUGGCCUGCUCGUCGACACCUAUUUCAUGAAGGAGGAUCGGCCUCCGCGAUUGCACGAUGCCGUGGUGGGGCGAUUUCUUGUGUAUAGGAGGCCCCAUUGCGAGGAGUUUCUCCAAUUUUGCUUGCGGCAUUUUCACGUCGCUGUUUGGUCCUCUGCCAAAGAGCACAAUGUAAUGGGAAUGGUAAACUUGAUACUAGGGGAAUCCCAAAAAUUGCUUGCGUUCAUCUGGAGCCAGAAAUGGUGCACUGAUACUGGAGUGAAGUGUCUCGACAACAAGUUCAAGCCCCUCUUCCUCAAGGAGCUGAAAAAAGUGUGGGAGAGUUCUAAGCCGGACGUUCCCUGGGACAAAGGCGAGUAUGGACCCUGGAACACGCUUCUCAUCGAUGACAGUCCACACAAAGUACUGCGAAACCCCGACCAUACAGCGGUGCUGGCUCUUCCAUACUCGGCUAUGGAAACCACCACCUCCGCAGACGAUUUUCUACCCGCACUACAGGGAUACUUGACGAAGCUGAUUGAUGUCCCAGAUGUUCGAGACUUCGUGCGAAGCAACCCGAUAGGACAGCCCUUGAUCACGGAGGAUAGCUGCGAUUGGGAGUUCUACUCGAAGCUCAAGCUCUCUGUGAAGUCGAGCAAAGGCGAGAGGUGGCUACAUAUAGAAUCCGGAUCAAGCUCGAGAGGGAAGGGCAUAGUCGAAAGCACAGAUCCUGAAAUGGAUACAAGGCAGCCAUCGAGUUCGAGGAGACAUGGAACCAUAAAGCGCUAUGACCAGCCGACGGGUUAUUUGAAAAGGUAUGGGACGAACACUGAAGAAACCAAGAUGGAUCACUUGACAAGGUAUGAGACGAGAAAGUACGACACUGAUGAAUCGAGAAAGUACCAGGACUAUGAGACGGAUCAUCAUCAGCAGCACUCAAGAAAACGCAAGAGGAGCUUUCAGCAGCGUGAGACGGGGAAGUAUGAGACGAGAAAACACAAGCGGAUCAAACGGAAACACUGUCGGGAGCCCGAGAGGGGACGUCGAGAUGCAGACUACCAAAGUGACCGGAGGGAACGACAUCACUCGAGUGAGCGUCAUCGCUACAAACGGCGUAGGCAUUGAAGCAGAGUAAACAAGUACAACGUUGGCUCCAGAGAAAAGCUUCGGAGCACGCAGUGCAAGGCUGCUUUUGUAAAACGAAACUGACCCGAGAAACUGAUGAGGACUUGCUGUCUUAUUACCA